Molecule: messenger RNA, 2651 nt
Organism: Myotis davidii
Lineage: Eukaryota; Metazoa; Chordata; Mammalia; Chiroptera; Vespertilionidae
Product: protocadherin gamma-A6-like
Exons: 3
Coding region: 471-2651 (726 amino acids)
Biological process (GO): homophilic cell-cell adhesion
Cellular component (GO): plasma membrane
Molecular function (GO): calcium ion binding
Source: RefSeq, a predicted model, not a curated record
CAGAAAAGUGUAAUAAUCUGUUCUUCAAGGCCAUAAGAGAUAGCACCACAAAAAUGAAUGGUAAAUUCCAGGGAGCAUUUAAAAUUAUUAAAAUAGGCUCUUUUAUUUUUCCAAAUGCUUCUCACUCUUGGGGAGAGAAAUUUUAUGAGUGCUAUCUAUGCAGAUUUAGCUGAAUUCAGAUCUUCUCUAUGAUCUUUUCACAAAUACGAUGCAGUAUUAAGUUAGGACUCUAAGCGUCGCUGUUCACUAACCCGGGUAAGGAAAGCAAAGAGAGCUCCAGUUAUAUCCUCCAAGCACAAAGCAGAUCAGAUACAAAAGCUCUGCAGCUGCGCAAAAAUUCUGACCUAAAACGCCUCGCGUCGGAACUCUGCUUGUUUAUGGAUCUUGAACUCUGAUUCUGAGCAGCCCAAGAGCAGAGCGAACCUGUUCCGCCUCCGCAUCACUCCAAGGAAGUCCAUAAGGAGCCAGUCAUGGCGGCUCUGCAAAGGCGCUGGCACCACAGCCGGUUUGUCCUGCUUUAUAUGCUCCUGGGGACGCUGUGGGGGGCCGGGGUCCCGGCGGGGCCAAUCCGUUACUCCAUUCCUGAGGAACUGGACAAAGGCUCCUUCGUGGGCAACAUCGCGGAAGAUCUGCGGCUGGAGCCCCAGGAGCUGGCGGAGCGCGGAGCCAGGAUUGUCUCCAGAGGUAGGACGCAGCUUUUCGCUCUGAAUCCUCAAAGAGGCAGCUUGGUCACCGCGGGCAGGAUAGACAGGGAGGAGCUCUGCGCUCAGAGCCCGCGUUGUUUGGUGAGUUUUAACAUCCUCAUUGAGGACAAAUUAAAUCUUUAUCCCGUAGAGGUGGAAAUAGUGGACAUUAAUGACAAUACACCCCAAUUCUUAAGGGAAGAAUUGGAAGUGAAAAUUCUUGAAAACGCAGUCCCAUCCUCCCGUUUUCCACUAGUGGAGGUCUCUGACCCGGAUGUGGGAGUGAACUCUCUUCAGGGCUUCCGGCUCAGCGGGAGUAGUCACUUCUCAGUGGACGUGUCAAGUGAAACUGAUGGGCCCAGAUACCCGGAGCUGGUGCUGGAGCACGCUCUGGACCGGGAGGGAGAGUCUAUUCACCACUUGGUUCUUACUGCCAUGGAUGGAGGUGACCCUGUCCGUUCAGGCAUCGCGAGAAUUCUGGUAACUGUCCUAGAUGCGAAUGAUAAUCCUCCAGUGUUUACUCGGCCUGUCUACCUUGUGAGUGUUCCUGAAAAUCUGCCAAUAGGGACACCACUGUUGUCAGUAAAUGCCACCGACCAGGACGAAGGGGUCCAUGCAGAAGUAACAUAUUCCUUUGUGAGAAUAACAGAAAAGGUCUCAAAGAUUUUCUGCUUGAAUGUUUUCACUGGAGAAAUAUCAAUUUCUGCAAAUCUAGACUAUGAGGAUUCCAGCUUUUAUGAGCUGGAGGUUGAAGCUCGGGAUCAGCCAGGUCUACAAGGCAGAGCAAAAGUCUUAAUAACUGUCUUAGAUGUGAAUGAUAAUGUCCCAGAAGUAGUCGUCACAUCUGGAGGCAAGUCCGUUGUGGAAAGCACUCCUCCAGGAACAGUAAUUGCUCUUUUUCAAGUGUAUGACCGUGACUCUGGACUGAAUGGCCUGGUAACAUGUUCUAUCUCAAAAAGUCUGCCAUUUGAGCUAGAAAAGUCAGUAGACAAUUAUUAUCGAUUAGUGACCAAUACAGUUCUAGAUCGAGAACAGGUAUCCCUGUACAAUAUCACUGUGACAGCCACAGACAAAGGGGUGCCACCUCUGUCUACAGAAACCUUGAUCACUCUACAUGUGUCAGACACCAACGACAACCCACCUUCCUUUCCCCACUCUGCCUACUCUGUCUAUGUCCCUGAGAACAACCCCAGAGGUGCUUCCAUCUUCACUGUGACUGCACACGACCCUGACAGUGACGAGAAUGCCAGAGUCACUUACUCCCUGGGUGAAGACACCAUCCAGGGUGUGCCUCUAUCCUCCUAUGUCUCCAUCAACUCUGACACUGGUGUCCUGUAUGCAUUGCACUCCUUCGACUAUGAGCAGUUCCGUGACUUGCAAUUGAGAGUGACAGCACAGGACAGCGGGGACCCACCGCUCAGCAGCAACGUGUCCCUGAGUCUGUUUGUGCUGGACCAGAAUGACAAUGCACCCGAAAUACUGUACCCUGGCAGUUCAGGACCAUGCAUCCCAGAUGUUCUGGCCGACCUGGGCAGCCUGGAGGUCCCUCAUGACUCCGAAGCCUCGGGCCUCACUCUGUACCUGGUGGUGGCAGUGGCUGUGGUCUCCUGCGUCUUUCUCGCCUUUGUCAUCAUCCUCCUGGCACUCAGGCUCAGGCGCUGGCACACGUCACGCCAUCUGCAGGGUUCUGGAGGUGGGUUGGUGGGCGUACCUGCCUCGCACUUUAUGGACGUGGACGGGGUGCGGGCUUUCCUGCAGACCUACUCCCAUGAGGUCUGCCUCACUGCUGACUCUCGGAAGAGUCACCUGAUCUUCCCCCAGCCCAACUAUGCAGACACGCUCAUCAGCCAGGAGAGCUGUGAGAAAAGCGAUCCUCUUUUGCUUCAGGAAGAUUCAGGUUUUUGUAAAGAGGAAGGAUCCCUUGUUCAGAGCGUUCCAGGAAACAUCCGGAAACACAACAGGAGGUAG